This is a messenger RNA of Oikopleura dioica, 270 nucleotides long. The record is from the annotation of a GenBank genome assembly. Lineage: Eukaryota; Metazoa; Chordata; Appendicularia; Copelata; Oikopleuridae.
AUGUGCGAAGAAGGAAAGUUCUCGAUUUCGGAUUUGAAGAAAAGCCACGAUGAUCUGAAAGGACUUCUCGAAGAAGCGAGAAAGCAUUACAAGUUCGAGGCAUAUUUGACGCCGGGAAAAGUCGGAGCGGCGCUGAAAAAUGAUCACAGAAAGGCGGAAGAAAAUACGAACAAGUAUGGACUUUGCCGUCGACUUUUGGAAGAGCCGCAGCCCCCUAAAUUUCAUAUUUUCCGAAGAAAGCCGCUGAAAAAGGACACUUCCGCGGCUUGA